UUUUAGAAAAUGAUCCGCUGAUAAAUCAAACGUAUUUGCUGCUUUGAUUGAAUUAUCAAAGUUUAGACUGCCGACAAUUACUGUGAGUCUGCUCAGCUUGUUAGACAGUAUCAAGAUGCCAGCAAGUGAAGAAUACUUUCCAUAUGAGAACCUACAGUCACAAUUGUUCGUAUUGCGAAUGCUUUCAGCAUGUAUGCAACAUCACUGGCAAUAUAUUCGAGAAGGCAAAUCAGAAAACACCUCUCUAAAAGCACCCUCAACAGCAGGCGGGUACGAGGGAUCCAUACAUAGCUUUGACAGUUCAACACAUCAGAGUCGAUGGUCUGUUGCUGACGGUCCUCUUCCAAUCGAAAUGGACGAUCCACCACCAUUUGAUGAUUUUAUUGCUAAAAACAUCAUUAAUGUCAUGUCACGUAUUAUGCAUCAAACCACUGUGAUGGAAGAAAGAGAAUACGGACAAGCUACCAACCACGUUACCCAAAUCAUAAGAACUGAAUAUUACACAGCUAGCAACAUUACUCGGACUUCAGCAGAUAUUGUGUUGGAUAUCUACAAAGCCAUGAGUAGAGUGGUUGCCUACUUGAGUGCAAGUAACUGGAGUGUGGUAUUCUCUAAAAUUAAGUUGCGUAUUUUUUACUUGUCUACAACCACAGAUGAAAAUCCUGAUUCCUCCGACACGCGUUUUUUAGAAUGUUGUUCUUUGAACGCUAAACGUCUUAGUAUUGUUCUCGGAGAAAUGUGCGCAACGUUUCCCAACUUGAGAAAAUCGACACAGUUGAUUGUGGCAGCCAUUCUUCGAAGAGCCAUAUGGGGUUGGAUUGAGACAUAUCCAGGUGAAUUUAUGCAACUCUAUCAAAGCCAAAAGAAACUGGACGGUGGACCCGAUGUAUUGUUUGAUAUUUGCUUGUCUUUAGCGGACACAACAAGAAAGAAGGCUAUUUUAUGGCCAUUGCAGACUAUGUUACUCUUGCUUUGUCCUGACUUCAUUACAUUGCUGGCCAAUCCCGACAAUCACCGAAACAUUGGUGCCAAAAAAGGCGUGUUUUUAGCGACACUCAAGAACUCUUUAAAGCCUGGCCGUAUGGCGGAAUUAGCAGCCAUUUGUUAUGUAGAUCUGUGUAAGGCAGCCACUUAUGUUCCCAAAACAGACGCCUAUUCGAUUCGAAACCUUAUUCCAGAAGUUGAGAAUGAACUUCGUGGGCAAUUGUUUGAUGCAGAAAAGCCCUUGAUUGCUGAUAGUUUGAUGAGUGGGCUAGGUAUUAUUGUCGAUCAUCGCUCCUUGCUUGCUGAUUGUCUGGUGGCUAUGUUUCGAUUGAACCCUCGCCAUGCUCUGCGGAGCCUAUUCCCUGCCUGUCUCGAACCACGGGCGCCUACCUUAUUCAAAAUCAGUUUAGUAAAGGCUUGUUUAGCCAUUGCAUCUGAAGAGAAUCGAUUGCCUUGGAAUCCUUCUGUCACAGCGUUAUAUGAUUCAUUAUCAGGUCCACUGAGAAAGCUGUUUAUAGAAUUUGCCGGCAAAGAUACAACCAAAGUCGAUCUCAACGCAAUGAAUCAAUAUGCCAGUCGCAAAACGAUGAUGAACAAUCCUACAAAUGACAAAAAGGUCAAGACAAACAUAGUUUUAAUGACUCAAAAUUCAGAACGAUUAGAAUUGAUUCUCGACAUGUUGCGACUCUACCAAACAGAUCCUAAACUUGCUAUUCGCGGCGAGAAUGAAGAUAGAAUUGAAAAGAAUCCAAUUGCUAUUGUUGCUAUCACUAGUUGUCUUCGAGAGCCAAAUCAAUAUGUCAGAGAUGCUGCCGCUAUGUGCCUUUACAAACUUCAUUCACCCAAAUUUAUUGUGGAAUGGGGGCCUUCACCACACUUUAUAGAGACUUUUUGGAGGAUUUCGUCGCAAGCUGUAUUCACUUUGGCCAAACAGCUAUUAGAUAACAGAGAAAGAGACGAUGGACUAAAACGCUUAUUGGAACUCUUGAAAAAGUUGUUUGAGUCUCGAAACGAGUUUCUCAGAAUGCAUCAGGACAUUGCUAUGCAAGGAUCAGAUGUAAGAGAGCGUUUGCAAGCUUCUAUUGGAUUAGAAGUGGCAUUAUUGGUCUUGCUGUGUUCUUCAGAUAUUGAAAUUUGUACAGCAGCCAUCAGCUGUUUUGGCCUAAUUUGUGCAGAAGCCCAACUUACAGAAAGUGCAGACGACCCACACCAAGCCAUUUUGAUGGUAGUAGAAAACCUGCCUAUUUACCAACAACUUUCUGCCAACAAUGGUAUUGUAACGGGUCGUAAAUCGCAACAAAAGCAGAUUCGUCGACUUUUGCGAAUGAUGAACCAUUAUGCCCCUGGCAAUCUUGCUGCUUGGGAAGAAGCCUAUAAGCGCUGGAAAUACAUGACACCUGCUAUAAUCAAGCCUCAUGAUGACUCCAAAGACGAUUAUCAAGAUAGCAACAUGAAUGCAAGCAACAACAGCUCCAAACGAGGCCCUCCUGCAUGGACUGACAAGCUUAGAAAUCCUGCUUCUUCCAACAGACAAACGCACAAUUUUUCUGUUGUCAACAGAACCGAAACUAACAACCUGGAUGAUGACAAAUCUUCGGAAUGGCAGAACUAUGCUGGUUUCUUGGCAGCCCUGGGUGGUAUAUGUCUUAUGGCCGAUGCUGCACCUUCUACACCUACUUCACCUGCUACACCUCGCAGUGGCUACAAUGACCAAUCAACCUUUAGGCGCAUCUCAGCACCUACAGAAUCGUCUGCCAUGGUAAACAAGUUUGUUGUUGACAUGGUCGAUUUGUUACUCUGUGAUAAUAUCAUUGUCCGUGAAUGGGUGAAAGAAAUCUUGGGUACAGAUCUUUCUCCUGCUUUAUACCCUAUGCUUUUCCGAUACAUGGAAACUGUCUUGGCCAAAUACUUUGGCCCUGAUGGUGAUCCUAUUUGCAAUAGCCGUAAUACCUUGCUUGUCGAACAAGCAAUUAGUGUCUUGAAGCUUGUUUUGGAUCGUAUGGAUGAUUCGGCUGAAACUCUUUUGGCGGUUGAUUUUAGUAGUUUGAUCAAUCAAUAUGCCAAAUAUCUGAACAAGUUGGGCAGUGGACAAACAGCUUUAAAGAUCAAGAUCAAAUUCUGUCAAUUGACUGAAGUCUUGAUGUCAAAGAAGGAUAAGGUUACUCUCAGACAAGAAUUUAGAUUGCGAAACAAGCUUCUUGAAAUUAUUGUAGAAUGGACAAGCGAUUUCUCCUUGAAACCUGAUACUAUUGGACAAUAUUCAACAUUUGAGGCAAAUCAAAGCGAGAAGCUGCACAGAGAACUAGAUUUAGCUUGCUUAAAUACUAUUGUUGGUUUGCUUCAUCAACUUCCUCUCCAGUCUGCUGAUCCAAUUCACGAAGCUGAUUCAACUCCUAUCAAGAGCCGUAUCUUUUUCAAAUACUUUACUUUCUUUUUAAAGUUAUUGAACAGAUGCAGAGAUUCCGAGACUGAAGCAGACAAUUCUUCGUACCGAUUCCGUCAGUACCCUGAAACCAAUGGAACUCAUAACACAAAGAACAAGGAAAACAUGUCUACUUACUUGGCUCCUCUCAAAGAAAGCACGAUCCUUGCCAUGUCUAAUCUUUUAAGUGCAAAUGUUGAUGCAGGUCUUAAAUACUCAUUGUCUAUGGGUUAUCAUGAUGAUCCUCAAAUGAGAACAGCUUUCAUGAAAGUAUUGACAAACAUCUUGAAUCAAGGAACAGAGUUUGAAACUCUGGCUGAAACUGUCAUUACAGAUCGUUAUGAAAAGCUUGUUGAUAUGAUUGUUGAUUUCGAUAUUGAUUUAACUUCAGCAUUGUCUGAUGUUUGUCCUGCUUCAGAUAUUGAAGACGCUUCUACUGCUUUGCUAUCUUGUUUCCAAUCAAGAGGAAAAGCACUCAGCUUGUUGAAAUCUGUUAUCCAAAAAGAAGUUCAAAACACAGAUAGCGAAACUGAAUUACUGAGACGAACAAGUAUUGCAACUCGUCUUUUGUCUAUUUUUGCCAAGCAAAACGGUGCUGAAUAUGUACGCUCUGUACUUCAGCCUGUUUUUAUCAAGUUGGCAGAAAAACCACAAGAAGAGAGAACCUUUGAACUGGAUCCUUCCAAGGUUGGUAGCGGGGAAGAUGUGUCUAAGAACAAGCAAAACGUUGUAAGUGCUACAGAACUCUUUUUGAAUGCUAUCUGUGCUUCUGCGAAUGAAGCUCCUCCUGCUUUUCGAGAAGUAUGUCACUAUAUCUUAACUUCAGUUCGUGAGCGUUACCCAGAGGCCAAAUAUACUGCUGUUGGUGCAUUUAUCUUUUUACGUUUUUUUUGUCCAGCCAUUGUAUCGCCAGAGUCAGAAGGCCUUAUUAAAUCAAACAUUGUCAUCUCUCGAGAAAUGAAGCGUGGUCACUUGAUUGCUACCAAAGUCAUUCAGAACUUGGCGAACAAUGUCUUGUUUGGCGCUAAAGAGACAUAUAUGAUUGUCUUGAACGAUUUCUUGACAAGCAAUAUUUACAAAGUCACUAGUUUUCUGCGUGAAAUUUCCAACGUACCAAAUCCUGUGAUGGAUACACCACAACCUCGUACAACUAGCCUUGGUAUCAGAAAGAAUAGCAGCAGUAUGAUCAGCACAACGAGUGCUGAAGAAGUAGGCCUUGACAUGAAGCCUAUGGAAGAGAAGGACUAUUAUGCCUUGCAUCGAGUCUUGUUUGACAAUAUGGAACGUCUUGCUAGAGAAAUCGCUACCCGCCGUUUAAGACAGCUUGUUGACCCUGAAGUUGCUUCUGACAUGAAACGUCAUUUAGAUCGUAUUUCAAACCUCUUGGCACAACUUGGAAGACCCCCUGAGAUGACAAAGCAAGAGUUUGUUGGGCUUCGAAGCUACACGCAUGCUGCUGCUAACCAAAUGUAUGCAGAGUUCAUGCGUCGCAAUAGUCAUCGUAGUGUAGAGCCAAUUAUCUCAAAGAAUAUCUUUUAUGAAGGUGGUGUCUCUAAAGCAAACAGACCUGUAUUCUAUUUCAUUGCAAGAAAUGUAAUUUCUGAUAGCAUUGAUCUAGAGUUACUUGUUUACCAUGUUCUACAGACUAUGGAGCGUGCUUCUAACAAGAAUAUUGAUCUUGUCCUUGAUAUGACUUUAUUCAAUGUAUCCAACGAAAUCCCAAGUCAAUAUCUGAAUCAAAUGUUGCAGCUUUUGCCUUUUGAUCCAAGUGAUAUUAUUGCAAGCAUUAUUGUUUACAAUCCCAACACAUACCUUCGCAAAUAUGUUAAAAAGUUACCUCGUCCUAUACCACACAAGAUGAGCAAACGUACUGCUUUUGCUGUUACUCUAGCUGAACUCUAUGAGUAUAUCAAUCCUAGUGAAGUACGAUUACCCAAGUCGACCACUUCUUUGGACACAGAGCAGUGCCACGUAUUCCAUCCAGUGAAUAAGCUUACACAAUACAAGGUUAACAUCCCUAUUACAAUCAAAGUCAGUUCUGAAUACGUUCAGGUCAUGACUGUACGUAAACAAGAGUUUUUGUAUGGUGUCACAACUGUUAUCAAUGAUGUGUUCAUGAUAACCGACAUGGAAGAUAUCAACAUCAUUAGCAACAAUCGAAACCAAGAAAAUGCGAAUGAGUUUUGCUUCAAAUACAACAAAGGAAAGACACAGCAUAUCUUUUCGUCUAUGAAGCGCGAAGCUAUUGUCAAUACUAUUCGACACAACAAGAGAAGAUUGGAAAUGUCAAAACCAAACAGCAUGUCUGAACGAGUUAUUCGUCCAAACGAUGUGCCUGGUAGACUUCUGAAUAUGGCUUUACUCAAUAUUGGUAGUGAUGAUCCAAGCCUUCGAUUGGCUGCUUAUAACUUGCUUUAUGCUUUAAGUAUCACUUUCCACUUUGAUGUUGGUAAUCAAUUAUUGGAUGCACGCGAUCUCUGUCUUCCAGCCAACAGUACAGCCUUCAUUGUCAAUAUUAGUGAAAAAAUUGCUCAAAAUCAACAAAACUUAACUUUGGAAUUUCUUAGCGAAUGCUUUAUUGGCUUCCAGAAAUCAAGCGAGCCUCUUCGUUAUUUAUGUUUGGAUUAUAUGGUGCCUUGGCUACCAAACUUGUCCAAGUUUUGUAAUAGUCUAGGUCCCGAAACUGACAAGGACACUGCCAAGACAAAAGAAGUGCUUCGUAACCUUAUUGAUCUCACAGUGGCUCGUACAGAUAUGUAUAAGCUUGUUCAAGCCAAGAUCUGGAAGACAAUUGGACAAAUUGAUGAUACAUUAAACCUUGUCUUGGAUGUAUUUGUUCAAUUCUCUAUUGAGCAUGGUGUUGGUUCACCUCAAGCUGAAGCCAUGGCUGACACAUUUGUCACUCUUUCAAAUAUUGCUGUCCGAGGCAAAGUUGUUUCUCGAUUACGUAAAGUAUUACAAAAGACAUCUUUCAAGCCAACAAGAUCCCUAAUGGACCACUGGACUUGGAAUGAAAUUGCUAUUCUUAUUCGUUUCGUGCUCAUGCUUUCCUUUAAUAACCGUGGUCCUGUCAAGAGCUAUGUACCUGAAAUCUUUCAUAUUGUAUCUCUUGUUGUAGGUGUUGGCCCUACUAUCAUUCGUUCUUCUGUUCAUGGUCUUGUAGUCAAUGUAAUCCAAUCCUUGUGCACUACUAUGCCUAUCCAAGACGCUAAUGUCAAGAAGCUUCAAAUGAUUCUUAGUGAAAUGUCAGAUACUAAAUAUCGACUUUUGUUUGGUCUCUAUAAGCCUCAUGCAGGUGCUUUUACUAUCUCACCUGAUACCUUAACUGAUGCAUCGGAACCUAUUCCUCUCAUUGCUCUCGAAACCAUUGUCAAUAACCUUUUAGAAGUCAUUACUUACAGUUCUCCUUCUGCAGAUAUGGCGAAUGCAUGGAGAGCCAGAUGGAUGAGUCUAGUUGCCAGUACAGCUUUUCAAUUCAAUCCAGCCAUUCAACCUCAAGCCUUUGUUGUUCUUGGAUGUCUCGGUAGAGAAGAAGUCGAUGACGAUUUGUUGUACCAAAUCUUAGUAGCGUUGAGAGGUGCUUUGGCCAUUUUCAACGAACCUGAUCCCAAUUUGGUCCUUAGUAUCAUGAUGUGUCUCAAGAACACAGUCGAAAGCCUGCCUUCUGAUUCUCGGUACCUUUUGCCCUUGUUUUGGAUUGCGAUUGCUCUAGUUCAGAUCAACAAUGGUCCUACAUUCUCUAUGGCUGUGGAGUUGUUAUUGGCUAUUUUGAGAGCACUUGAUGCUGAUGAAUACUUUGCUGGUGAUCGUAUGGUAGAUGUAUUGCUCGCAGCUCGUGAGCCUAUGUCUGAUGUAGCCAGCAAGCUGGAUCAACUCUGUGGUGUCAAUUUCAAGACACACUUUUCAUUUGCUAUUGCAAGCAUCUUCUUGAAGGGCUUGCGAUACAACAAUGCAAAAGAAAUCAUAUUCCAAGGCUUAACUACCUUUUUGGACAUUGAAUGCAAACAUGCUGACAAUACAAACAUUUUGGACUCAAACAACCUGGGUUAUUUAGCAGGUCUUUUGCCUCUUGCUGUCAAGACUGAAACUUUACGAGAAGUGCUACACUUGGCAGGAUUGAUAGAGCCUGAUUUUGAUAUUGCAGACGAUGAUGACGAAGACGGCACUGGAGAUUUUAAGUCUACCUUUGGUAGUAUUCUUGAUCGUCUUGAUAUUACAGACGAAACAACUGCUCUAUUGCUUAUUUCCAUGUUGACUGCACAGCUUCAAAUGGUUGAAAAUACACAAGAAAGACUCUUCUUGUAUAGUUUACUUGCUGAAGCAGCAAGUUCAAUGCCCGAAAUAUUUUGUGUUGUGUACGACGCUCUCUUACCAAAAAUGAAUCAGAUUGUGUUGAGUAGCAUAAGUCAGCCCAUCAUAGAGUCCGUGAAGACGAUUCUUUUGAUUGCAUGCUCAGAACCUUCUUUUAGUGAUAGUGCUAGAAAGUCUAAACCUAGUCAAAAGGUGUUGCUUGAACGUGUUGGCUUUUCUGCACUAGGUGAUCCUAGUUUUGGUGCUACUUCAAUCAAUGUCUUGCAGAAUGCAAAACUCGCUAGUGAAAUCAUUGAAUUGAUAAUCGCUUAGAUUAUUUAUUUUAUACAUACUUGUGUCUAUAUCUACUUACAUAUCC
Molecule: messenger RNA, 8075 nt
Organism: Gilbertella persicaria
Lineage: Eukaryota; Fungi; Mucoromycota; Mucoromycetes; Mucorales; Choanephoraceae
Exons: 17
Coding region: 116-8029 (2637 amino acids)
Biological process (GO): regulation of GTPase activity
Source: RefSeq, a predicted model, not a curated record